AUCCUUGAGCCUUCCAGUCCUCUAGGCUCGAACAGCUUUUUAAGGGAUGAAGAUAAGAAGGAGAAAUUGAAAGGACCUGCCCAAAAAACUUUGCCAGGCACACAUCUAGAAUGGAGACUUGGAAGACAUUUUGGGAGAUCAUCUUCCUUGCAGCCAGCUUUGGCUUCAUCAACUCACAGAGAACUGGCUGCAGAGAGGCCUACAUGGGAGAUGUCGUAUUUCUAGUGGACACCAGCAAUGACUCCCAAAGUAUCAGCAAUAUUCGGCGCUUGUUGUAUAACACAGUGAAUAACCUCAAUGUCAGCAGAGAGAUGAUCCGCGUGGGGCUGGCCCAGUACAGAGACGUGCCCCAUUCCGAGUUCCUACUUUCCACAUACCGCCACAAAAGCGAUGUGUUGAAUCACAUUCGGAGGUUGCCAUUGAAAUCUGUGGGCCCUGGGGGCAAAAAGAUGGGCCUGGCCCUGCAGUUCCUUCUAGAUCACCACUUCCAGGAAAGAGCUGGGAGCCGAGCAAGCCAGAGAGUGCCUCAGGUCGCCAUAGUGAUCAGCAGCAGCCCAGCUGAGGACUCGGUGCAGGAACCUGCUGAGGCACUUAAGACUGCAGGCAUCCUGCUUUAUGCUGUUGGCCUCAGAGGUACAUCUAAGGCAGAGCUCAGGAAGAUUGCCAGCAGUCCUGAGAAGAAGUUUCUCUUUUUUGUCCCCAGCUACUCUACUUUGGGCAGCCUCACCCAGAGGCUACAGAAGGAGCUCUGCGAUACUUUCGCAAAGGCAGCCCAACCACUUGACCAUGUCUCUCCAGCUUGCAGAGAAGCAGUCCUGGCAGAUAUUGUCUUUCUGGUAGACAGCUCAACCAGCAUCGGACCCCAGAACUUCCAGAAAGUGAAGAACUUCCUUCACUCUGUCAUCCUGGGGCUUGACAUUGGCAAGGACAAGGUCCGAGUGGGACUCGCUCAGUAUAGUGACAACAUCUACCCAGCCUUUCAGUUGAACCAAUACUCUCAGAAGGGUGUGCUCCUCGAUCGUAUCCAGAAUCUGCCCUACCGUACAGGAGGCACAAACACAGGGGCUGCCCUGGAGUUUAUCAGGACCAAGUACUUGACCGAGGCAGCUGGCAGCCGGGCCAAGGAGCGGGUUCCUCAGAUGGUUAUCCUGGUGACAGAUGGGGAGUCAAAUGAUGAAGUCCAGGAGGCAGCUGACAGGUUGAAAGAAGAUGGAGUUGUUGUGUAUGUGGUAGGCAUCAACGUCCAGGAUGCCCAGGAGCUGCAAAAAAUAGCCAGUGAGCCCUUUGAGAAGUUUCUCUUUAACACUGAAAACUUCAAUAUCCUGCAGGAUGUUGCAGGAGGCAUUCUUCAGACACUGUGUUUAGCAGUGGAGGGUAAAAUGAAAGAUCCAGAAUUCACCCAGGCCUAUGGAGACGUGGUCUUUCUUGCGGACACCUCACAGAACACAUCACAGGCCAGUUUCCAGUUGAUGCAGAAUUUCAUCUCCAGAGUGAUUGGUACACUAGACAUUGGCAGGAACAAGUACCAGGUUGGGCUGGCUCAGUAUGGUGGUCAAGGCCACACUGAAUUUUUGUUCAAUGCCUACCAGAGCCAGGAGGAGAUGAUUGCUCAUGUCCGUGAACACUUUGUGCUCCGGGGUGGCUCCAGGAGGACGGGCAAAGCUCUACAAUACCUCUACCAGACCUUCUUCCAGGAGGCAGCGGGAAGCCGGUUUCUCCAGGGCAUCCCCCAGUAUGCAGUGGUCAUUACUUCUGGCCAAUCUGAGGAUGAGGUCCUGGAAACCGCACAGAUGUUGAAGAGGAAAGGCGUGAAAGUCAUAUCUGUGGGUGUACAGGACUUUGACAGAAGAGAACUGGAGGAGAUGGGGACCCCAUCCCUUAUAUAUGAGAUACAAGGACAAGAUGGAGUCAGACAGGAGACACAAAAUGUGCAUGAGGUGAUCAAUAGGAUGGGGCGGUCUGAGUUCACGACAGUGCCCGUGGAAGAGACUACGGCAGCAUGUCCAACUGCAAUCCCUGCUGACUUAGUAUUCCUCAUUGAGGAGUUUAGCAGGGCCAGGGAACUGAAUUUCCAUCAAGUUAUCAAUUUCUUGAAGACUACCAUUAGCUCUCUAAGCAUUCAUCCUGAUCUUGUGAGAGUCAGCUUGGUUUUUUACCAUGAGGAACCACGACUUGAGUUUGCACUGGAUGCAUUUCAGACUCCAGCCAAAAUCUUGGAGCAUUUGAACAAAUUAACCUACCAGGAAAAAAGAGGAAGGGCCAAGACUGGUGCUGCUUUGGAUUUCCUAAGGAAUGAGGUUUUCGUGCAGGAGAAGGGUGGCCGGGCCAAGACAGGUGUGCAGCAGAUAGCUGUGGUCAUCACGGAAGGCUUCUCUCAAGAUAAUGUGUCCAGACCAGCUUCCCUCCUCCGUAGGACAGGGGUUACCAUCUAUGCAGUGGGCACCGAGCUUGCCUCAGAGAGUGGGAACCUGGAGAGGAUAGCAUCAUAUCCUCCUGGGAAGCAUGCCAUUUCUCUGGAAUCCUUUUUGCAUCUCUCCACUGUGGGAAGCAUGAUUAAGAACCAGCUCUGCCCUGAGACUAGUGGCAAAACAUUUUCCAUUACUGAGAUGGACAAUGUUCUACAGACAGGCUGUGUGCACAUCGAGGAGGCUGAUAUUUACUUCCUUAUUGAUGGGUCUAGCAGCAUCAGACAAGAUGAUUUUCUUCAAAUGAAGGCGUUCAUGAAGGCGGUGAUAAAGAUGUUCCAUAUUGGGCCUGACAAAGUACAGUUUGGAGUCGUUCAGUACUCAGACCGAAUUAACAGUGAAUUCAUCCUCAGCCAGUAUCCCAGUGUGGCACAGCUGAAUGUGGCCAUUGAUGGUAUCCAGCAGAGCGGAGGUGCCACCAGUACAGGUCAGGCCUUGAGAACCAUGGCUCAGGUCUUUGCAGACACUGCUCGCAGCAACACACCUCGGUAUCUCAUAGUCAUCACCCAUGGUCAGUCUCAGGACGAGGUGGCCGUGCCUGCAAAGGCAUUGAGGAACAACAGAGUCAACAUUUAUGCCAUUGGGGUCAGAGACGCUAACACUGCUGACCUUAAGGAGAUAGCUGAAGACAGGAUGUUUUUCGUGUAUGAGUUUGAUUCUUUGAAGGCCAUCCAACAGGAAGUGGUAAAAGACAUCUGCUCCUCAGAGAUCUGUAAGAAGAGGAAAGCUGACAUUAUCUUUCUGAUAGAUGGUUCAGAAUCCAUCUCCCCAAAAGACUUUGAAAAAAUGAAGGGAUUCAUGAAGAGGAUGGUGAAUCAAUCUAAUAUCGGUGCUGAUGAAAUUCGGAUUGGCCUUUUGCAGUUCAGCUCGGACCCCCAGGAAGAAUUCAGGCUCGACCACUUCUUCCUCAAGGAGGAAAUUCGUGAAGCCAUCUCAAAAGUUCAGCAGAUGAACGAUGGCACCCGAACUGGGAAAGCCCUGAAUUUCACUCUGCCUUUUUUUGACAGUUCAAGAGGAGGGAGACCCAGUCUUCUUCAGUAUUUGAUUGUGAUCACUGAUGGGGUGGCCCAGGACGAUGUAGACAUGCCAGCCAAGGCCCUCAGGGACAGAAACAUAAUUAUUUUUGCCAUUGGUGUAGGAGGGGCUGAAAAGUCCCAGCUUUUGCAGAUUACUAAUGACCCUGACAAAGUGUACUAUCAAGACAAUUUUGAGUCCCUGCAGAACCUGGAGAAGGAAAUUCUUUACAAGGUCUGCAUUCCACAAGAAUGCAACAUAGAUUUGUCUGUAGGAAUUGACCUCUCCACUUCCACAAGGCAAAAUUGGGAGAAGCUUCAAGAGUUACUGCCAGAGCUGAUGCAACAGUUGGCUGUGCUUUCUAACAUCAGCUGUAGCACUUCCGGUCAGAUCAACACAAACUUUCGCUACUUGGUUCCUGACUUAGAAGGCCGGCUUGCCUUUGACUCAGGCUUUGGCAAAUACAGUAAUGAAAUUAUUCAGAAGUUCUUGGUUCAUCAGGCUGCCAAGAUCAACCAUAUGGAUGUGGACUUUUUGCUAUCCUUGGGAGAUAAUGCUAUCCUCUCCUCUUCUGCUAAAGUGAAGGUCCUUUUAGUGUUUACAGACGGACUGGAUGGUGACUUACAGAGACUGAAGGAAACAUCCAUGCUUCUCCGUGGCAAAGGAUUCUCUGCGCUCCUCAUUGUUGGCCUGGAAAGUGUACAUAAACUGGAAGAGCUUCAGGAGCUGGAAUUUGGCAGAGGAUUUGCAUAUAAUCAGCCUCUGAGCAUCACACUGCAGUCCCUCCCAAGCAUCUUACUGAAGCAACUUGACACAAUCAUGGAAAGGACAUGCUGCAAUACAUAUGCAAAGUGUUUUGGAGAAAAGGGGCAAAGAGGUGAUUCUGGGAACCCAGGGAGGAAGGGAGAGAAGGGGCCUGACGGAUUACCUGGCUAUCCUGGUGACGAAGGUGAACAUGGAGAAAGAGGUCCCCAAGGUCUUCCUGGACGCCGAGGUGAAGAAGGAUGCCCAGGUGUGAGAGGACCCAAGGGAGUACGAGGAUUUUCAGGAGAGAAGGGUGACGCUGGUGAGGAUGGCGUUGAUGGCUUGGAUGGAGAACAGGGUAAUCAUGGCAUCCCAGGAUCAUUUGGAGAAAAAGGAGACAGGGGAAAUCGGGGCUUGCCAGGACUGCCUGGACAACCUGGAGAGCAUGGAGAGACUGGGUUAAGGGGCGAUCCUGGGGAUCCUGGAAUUCAUAGUUACAUCCAAGGCCCUAAGGGAGAAACAGGAAGGCGUGGACAGCAGGGAAGUUCUGGUUACAAUGGACCUCAGGGGGUACCUGGAAAUGUUGGCCCUCAGGGGUCAAGAGGAAGACAAGGUCUGCCAGGAUUGCAGGGUGUGCGUGGAGAAUCUGGUGAACGUGGUUACCAAGGAGAACCCGGGUAUCCAGGCUCACAGAGACCAAGAGGAAGGCAAGGACCACCAGGAACUCUUGGACCGAAGGGCUUACUGGGUGCUCAGGGGAAUCCUGGGCCGCCAGGGCCAGGUGGUUCAAAAGGAAAAGCUGGACCAAGAGGAAUGAAGGGAGAGCAUGGUGUUGCAGGACAGAGAGGCCCACGGGGUCAACAAGGACCAAGAGGGCAACCUGGUUUUUUUGGUCCCGAUGGAUAUGGACGUCCAGGAAGAAAAGGAAGAAAGGGUGAACCUGGAUUUCCUGGCUAUCCUGGCACAAAAGGAGAAGCUGGUGACCCAGGCCACCGAGGAGAGAAGGGGGCGAAGGGAAUCAGAGGGAAGAGGGGUAAUGCUGGCCUUCCAGGAUUUGUUGGAACUCCAGGUGAGCAAGGCCCACCAGGACCACAGGGCAUCAAGGGCCCCAAAGGCUUGGCAGAUAUGAUGCCUUGUGAAAUCAUCAAUUUCACACGAAAAAACUGCCCUUGUUCAACAGGUGUUUCCAAAUGCCCAGUGUUCCCCACUGAAGCGGUCUUUGCCUUGGACAUGUCCAGUGACAUCUCUGAGUUGGAGUUUGAGAGGAUGAGAGACAUUUUAUUGUCUCUGUUGAUGAAGAUGGAAAUAAGUGAGAGUAACUGCCCAAAGGGUGCCCGAGUGGCCAUCAUUGCAUACAACAACAAAAUAGAUUACCUGAUUCGCUUCUCAGACUACAAAAGGAAGCCUGCACUCCUUCAGGCAGUCCAGAAAAUUCCCCUGAAGAGGUCAUCUGGCAGCAGGAACCUUGGGGAUGCCAUGAGGUUUGUGGCCAGACACGUAUUCAAACGUGUGCGCUCGGGCCUUCUCACGAGGAAAGUGGCUGUGUUCUUCCAGGCAGGCUGGGCCAAUGAUGCCGAUUCCAUCAACACUGCCACCCUGGAGCUCAGUGCGCUGGACAUCAUCCCUGCAGUCAUCACCUUCACAGAGGACCACAACCUCCCAGACGCCCUGGUGAUGGAUGCAACCAACAGAUUCCACCUGUUCGUCUGGGAGACGAAGAGCCAGCAGGAUGUGGAGCACGUGGCCCGCUGCAUUCUCUGCCAUGACAAUUGCCAACCAGCCCUGGAGUGCAGGUCGGGCAUGCCCAGCCCCCUGGCAAUGGACAUGGAUGUGGCAUUCGUGGUGGAUAGUUCCCACAGCGUUGGAGUCGAUGUGUACCAUGCCGCAUUGAGUCUAGUGGAUGCCAUACUGAACAACCUGGAGGUGGCUGCUCAGCCGAAUGCAUCCCCCUAUGGGGUGCGUGUGGCUCUGGUGAUGCACACAACUCCAGGCUUCUGGCCAGGAACGGGACGCCCACCUGUACAUGAGGGUUUUUUUCUGACCUCCUAUGGCCACCGGGCACAGAUGCAGAGGCACAUCCAUGAGGUUGUGGGCCACCCUCUGCAGGGACCCCCAGCUCUGGGUCACGCCCUUGAAUGGACACUGGAGAAGGUGCUCUUGGCAGCCCCCCUGCCCAGGAAGGCACAGGUUCUCUUCGCCAUCGUGGCCAGUGAGACCAGCAGCUGGGACCGGGAGAAGCUUAGAACUUUGUCCUUGGAGGCCAAGUGCAAGGGGAUCACCCUAUUUGUGCUUGCCUUGGGCCCUGGCGUGGGAACCCAUGAGCUGGCUGAGCUGGCUCAAGUGGCCAGCACCCCCUCUGAGCAGCACCUGCUACGUCUGGAGGGGAUCUCAAACCAAGAGAUGAACUAUGCCCAGGGCUUCACACGGGCCUUCCUGAACCUCCUAAAAAGUGAAACAAAUAAGUACCCACCCCCAGAGCUCAGUGAAGAAUGUGGGGGCCCCAGCCGAGGGGACACUCGGCAGCAACCACACAGGCUUAUCGAGAGGCAGCGCAAGCGCUGGAGCGGCAUGUCUGGCUCUGCUGAUGAUUUGGCAGCACCUGAAGCAACAGACUUUGGUCUAGAGAACAGAACAGCCAUGAUGACAUCUAUAACUCUGAAAGAAGCACUUGAAAAUUAUGAGAAGAACGGAUAUGCCACUGAGGAAAAUGAACAAGAAAUGUCUGCAAAACAAAAGAAAAAUGGUCCUUGUUUUAUGGAUCCAAUGGAAGGCGAGUGCCAGGACUACAUCCUGAAAUGGUACUAUAACAAGAAGGAGCGGGCUUGCCAACCGUUCUGGUAUGGCAGCUGUGGGGGCAAUGCCAACCGGUUUGAAACCAAGGAAGAAUGCGAGGUUCAGUGUGCCACAACACCUCUGUAGAGCCAAGUAGAGCCUCGGGACUGUUGCCUCUGUGGUAAUAGGCGAUGAAGCUGACAUUGCCUUUCCUGAGACAGUGCCACACAGCUCAUGAGUAACGAAGCCCACUCUUUACUCUCAGAGGUCAAUUCCUAACCCCCUGAAUUUUUUCCUGCCAGUGGGGGCUAGACCUGUGAUUUGAGAAGGAUGGUGUUCUAGUACUUUAAAAAGUGACCGAAACUUUCCUGAAAGUUAUUUAAAUGAUUUAGAAUUGAAUGGAAAAGAAACUUGAACUUGACAUAACAUUAUUUUUUUUGUCUACGUAACAAAAGAAAAAUCAAUGUAAGCAGUGAGUCCAAACUAAUUUAAAAGUGAGUUGAAACUUUUUUUAACCACUAGAAGGCCUGGAAGUAUUCAUCAAAGCAGGGGUUUGGAAAAAUGGACAUUUAUUGUGAAAUUUCACCCUGACUACGUAGUGUGAAAAUAAAGGCAUUCUCAAUAAAUCA
Phyllostomus hastatus (greater spear-nosed bat) is the source of this 7624-nucleotide messenger RNA. RefSeq names its product collagen alpha-4(VI) chain-like. Bases 111 to 7142 code for a protein of 2343 amino acids. The record is from RefSeq and is a predicted model, not a curated record. Gene Ontology annotation, molecular function: serine-type endopeptidase inhibitor activity; extracellular matrix structural constituent conferring tensile strength. Gene Ontology annotation, biological process: extracellular matrix organization. The transcript has 38 exons. Lineage: Eukaryota; Metazoa; Chordata; Mammalia; Chiroptera; Phyllostomidae.